GCUUGCUUGUUACUGUUGAUAUAGAAUCAAGUCAUAUGGGAGGGGUUAGUAAGGGCUAAAACACCUGGGGAAAAACAGAAGAGAUUUUUAUUCUACAUGCGCGGGUUGUUUUUGUUCGGGUAUCCUGUGUUGGUAGGUGGGCUCCCUGUGGCUAAAAUCUUUCACCAAUAAACUGAUGCAACUCUAGUGCAAGUUCACAUCGCUCUUUAUCGAAUGACAUUGAAUCAAUGCGCUAGGGUGUGAUGAAAUAUUGUCUUGCUGGAUGAAAUCUGCCCUCCAUCAAAAGGUCUGUUGUCAAAGCUACCAUCGCUUUUGUCACAAGACUUGCAAGAAAACAGACAUGACCGACAUCUUGUCGUGAUAUCGAGGAAACAGCAGCUCCUGGUACAAAAAGGUGUGUCCUACCAAAUGGGCCUCAAAAUGGCUGACUCGCAUGUCCAAAAGAUCCGAGAUCUUCUAUCGUCAAAGGCCCCCCUAAUCACCUUUGGUACCUAUAACUAUAAGCACCAUGAGAUUCUAGAAGAUUCCGUCAGCCAAGCCAUGUACUUGUUUGCUCACAAUGGGCUGACACAAGUGAUAGAUUCAGCCAUGAAAUAUCACAACUUGCCAAGCAUUUUAAAAAUCCUGGAGCAACAUCCUAAUGCUAUGGUGGGAUGGAAGGUGGAGCACACGGCCAGAGCAAAAGUCAAAAAGUCUCAUGGUGGUGCCCAGCCCAGUCAAGGAGUGAGUUUUGAUAAUGCAGUGCCUGGCAAUAACAUGCAAGACGGCCUAGCCAUUCUCAAGUCUCGAGUCCCACAGUCGAAGGUCUUCCGUAUCCUGAUGCAUAACUACUGUGGAAAGAAGUCUUACCUUGGAUUCCAGCAACUGGUUGAGAAGGAGUUUGGUCUAGCAAUGCCCAUUGGAAUCUGUAAUAUCUCCGCGGAGCAGCUUGAAGACUUGAUGAUUCCAGAAUCGUCUGAGGAUGGCCAGGAAAAUGAUACCAUUGCCCAGGCUCGAGUGGACUGGGUCCAGAAUGAGUACCAUCCAUUCCUGGAAACAACUGUUCCAGAGGUUUGUUCUAAGUAUGGCAUCAGGUUUGAGUCGCAUUCAGUGUUGACUAAUCUCGAGGGAUACUCUGAGUGUUUCUCAAAGCUUGGUGUAAACCAAGGGGUGACGGUGCCAAAAGUAGCAGGCCUUGCCCUGAAGUACGCAGAAAAGAAAGGCGAUGUAUGCUUUGCUACCACCAAUUUUUCUCACUUGCGUCAAAAUCUAGAAGCAUUGACCUCUACUAAAGUAAAUGGCGAAGAUGCAGCACUGUUUUCUGCAAUGGAAGAGUUCCAUACACUGAAGCGGAUAGCAAGGUAUAAAGGCUCGGAAACUGGGAUAAAUGCCGACUGGAUUAAAGCUUGCAAGCUGGAUCAGAUUAGGAAUGAGAUAUUACCAAGGUUGAAAAAAGACAUUGCUGCUUUUGAGGCUGGUCGACUUCCAUCUAAUCUUUGUAUCACAAUCCCCAAAUCCUAUCGCCCAGGAGGAAAGGUACAUGCGAUCAUUGCAGAGAUGUUGUAUGGCCAAGACUUAGAGGAUCAGAUGAAUGAAUUGAAGUCGAAACUUGAGAGAAAACAGGGGAAAGUGGAAGGUGGUCAGCUCUCAAAGGUAACCGAUGAAGAUGUCAAAACACGUCUUGUGGCCAAAUGGAACUGUACACUUGACGUCACACUUACUAAGAUGCGCAGAACCAUCAACAAGGCAGUCACAGAGAAACGUAUCAAAUCCAAGAAGGCAGCGCAGCCAAUCAAAGCAGUGGAGAACCCAGAAGCUCUGCCGAUGGAUGAAUACCCGGAAGCAGAGGAAUUCGAAGACUUCAUCGAGUUCUUGAAAUGUGGUGGAACUGUUGAUCAGGAAACUAGCAAAGGGAAUAAUGUUAACGGUUUGCCUGCAAACAUACGCUUCAAGCACGGAACCAUCAAUAGCGAUGGUAGGCUGGAUAUGUGCAAGCAAGGAUUCAGGAAUGCGUUUGUCGAUACUUGUGAUGCUGUCAUCAAAGAUGGUCAGACCCUUCCUGUGAAUGUUCGCUUCAAGUACGGCACCCUUAAUAGCGAUGGCCGGCUCGAUAUGUGCAAGCAAGGAUUCAGGAAUGCUUUUAUCAAGACGUGUGGUGCCGUAGUGCAAGACGCCGAUCAGGGGACGAAGACGCCCUUGAUAAAGCACUACUUGAUCGGCAAUAACCGCAUCGCCGAGAAUGGGGACACGCCAGGGGAGGGGGGCAGGCGAGUGGCCGCGUUAGCCCGGAUGAUCAUGCAUCGCCCAGACAUCGAGACGUGGUUCCUUGCUGGUAACUCCAUGGGCCCUGAUCACAUCUCUCUUAUCGCCGACGCCUUGAAGCAGACAAAGGCGAAGUACGUGUGGCUGAAAAUGAACCCAGUCAAGACGGGAGCUUACCAUCUUGGGAAGAUGCUGGUGUUGGCCCCGAGUGUUGAGCUACUGGACUUGUUUAACACUGGCUUGUGCAACGAUGGACUCAAGGCAUUUGCAAAAGGACUCUCCGACGGAGCAGCGGUGGGUCCCUCGUCCGCAUCUAAUCUCCGUCACCUGUACCUCUCCAUCAACGCCAUCAGCUCAGUGCAGGUAUUUGAGAGCAUGCUAUCAUUUUUACCGCAGCUCGAGUCCCUAUUUAUGGGGGUCAACCCUAUUGGCGAUGAGGGCCUAGAGAGAUUAGCCGAUGUGCUCACCAACAAGGCACCGUGCCGCUCCACGUUGAAGCGACUUAAUAUCGACGCGCUAGCACUAACGGACAAGUCGUUACCUUUGAUAGAAGACAUCGUCAAAGCUUGUCCAAGUCUGGUGGCUCUGGAUCUUGGUUCCUACAAGUCUACUAACUAUUUCAACCAGAAGCACAAUCGGUUCGACGUAGAAAAUGAAUCAACCAUUGGGCACCUGGAAAAAAUUGCACGCGCGCUUGUUCGUAACGCCGAGAUGUCCAAGGAUGGUCGGGAGGAAAAAGAUCUCCCUAUGCAUUAUCUUGGGCUCCAACAUUCGCUAGUAGUUGGCAUAAACCCGGACGAUCGGACACUCAGUCUGUCCGAAGCUGCCAAAAUUAUUAAUGACGUCACGAAGAACCGGUUGCACUACGGGACUGGUAUAAACCUAAACGGGAUAACUAACCUCUACACCCCUCGCAACGGGACUCCAUAUUGCCACACAGGGGAAUGGGAAGCACAGAGAUAUCAGGGGGGUGCUGACGGUCCGUCGUGCUGCCUCAGAAGGGAGGGAUCAGUAAAAUCUGGUUGUACCGAGGUCGUCUAUCCAUCGAACCGGGCCGCCUGUGGGGGAUUGUUCUACGCUGAGGGAGUGACGAAUGACGACUUGCGAAAAAACGCGAGGCACCCCUGGCCAGCGGUUGACCACAUCAAGUCGAUCUACAGAAACACUAUGAAGAAAUGACAAACGGUCGAGGGACAGGAGAUGUAAGGAAGAGCGAGGACUGGGAAAAGACCGAACUUUCGGUUUGAAUGACGUCACUAUCUUAAAGCUUCUCCCAAGCAUAAUGGUGACUGAUGUACCGCGCUCGUCAGGAAAAAAAAAAACAUCUUGUUCCCCUUUUUAGUUAUUGGUAGAAAAAGAUUGGAAUGUAUGUUUUUUUUCAAUAUAAUAUAAUUAGAUAUAUGAAGCUAGAUCAAACGCCGAUCUUUUCAAGUGCCGUUACAAAUGCUUGAUAUCGAGUGUGGCAUGCAUUAGCAUUUUGGUGCAACACACGAAAAAAACAGCGUUUAGACGCUGCUUUUUUGACCACCGGAAAUUAUAUAGGUAGGUGUAGGUGAUUUAUAAACUUUAUUUUUUUUUUCUUACAGUGUGACGCACCUGUAAUUUUACAAAUAAUAUUUCAAACAAUUACAUUUUGAAAACCUCUCUAAAUAAAGUAUAUAAUUGGUUCAACAA
Nematostella vectensis (starlet sea anemone) is the source of this 3915-nucleotide messenger RNA. RefSeq lists its product as uncharacterized. Lineage: Eukaryota; Metazoa; Cnidaria; Anthozoa; Actiniaria; Edwardsiidae. The transcript has 3 exons. Gene Ontology annotation, molecular function: protein binding. The record is from RefSeq and is a predicted model, not a curated record. Bases 409 to 3420 code for a protein of 1003 amino acids.